Chaetomium fimeti is the source of this 927-nucleotide messenger RNA. Its product is annotated as tyrosine phosphatase family-domain-containing protein. Gene Ontology annotation, biological process: dephosphorylation. The coding region runs from base 1 to 927 and encodes 308 amino acids. Lineage: Eukaryota; Fungi; Ascomycota; Sordariomycetes; Sordariales; Chaetomiaceae. The record is from RefSeq and is a predicted model, not a curated record. The transcript is spliced from 3 exons. Gene Ontology annotation, molecular function: inositol diphosphate tetrakisphosphate diphosphatase activity; phosphatase activity. Gene Ontology annotation, cellular component: cytoplasm.
AUGUCUACGGGCGAUAAGUUGGUGUCGAAACGAACCGGAAGACAAGCGGGGGAGCCUCAAGAGAACCGCAUGGCCCGCCACGAGGAGACAGCAUCCGAGGCACGGGACAGGCAAGGUUCGAGCUCGACCGUGGCAACAUGCUGCAGCAGCCUGGAGCCAUCUCCAAUGGUUCGUCCCACAUAUGUACAACAGGAGGUCGACGAUUUAGAGCUGGAAUCCACAGGGCGAAGUGGUUCCGAGCUCCGGGAUGCGUUCCAUCCGCCAACUGCAGCUCACAAACCCGACUACUCGGUGCGCGAACUUGAAAGGAACCUCCCCGCCGAGAGCCGCCCGGCCAACUUUGGCAUUGUGGUGCCCGGCGUCUAUCGGAGCAGCUUCCCGCAAUCCGAGGAUUAUGCCUUUAUCGAAGGACUCAAGCUCAGGACCAUUGUUACACUGGUGAAGAAGGACUUCCCCCAAGGUUACGAUGCCUUCCUUCAUAGAAAUGGCAUCAAGCAUGUCAUAUUCGACAUGAAGGGCACGAAGAAGGAGGCGAUUCCUACCGCCACCAUGCAGUCGAUUCUCCGCGUGGUGUUGGACCGCCGGAAUCACCCGUUGCUGAUCCAUUGUAACCAUGGGAAGCACCGCACCGGUUGCGUGAUUGGCGUUGUCCGGAAGCUCUCCGGCUGGAAUCUAAGCAACAUCAUCACCGAGUACAAGGCGUACGCCGAGCCGAAAGCGCGAGAGGUUGAUAUCGAUUAUAUCACGGGCUUCGAGCUGAUCGACGGCUCGAAUCUUUUUCGAGACCCGAAGCCUUCUUUCCGCGUUUCCCGCUUUACCCGGGCUGUCAUCUUUGCCUUCUUCAUUCUCAUGAUCUGGUUCGUCUCACACACGGACCUGGCAGGGGACACCAUCACGCGUGGGACUGAAGUGCGGCCACGCAAGUGA